This is a messenger RNA of Cotesia congregata, 387 nucleotides long. Lineage: Eukaryota; Metazoa; Arthropoda; Insecta; Hymenoptera; Braconidae. The record is from the annotation of a GenBank genome assembly.
AUGCCACACAAUGUCUCUCACUCAACUAGUGUAUUCAAUGCUGGGCCUACUGGAGGCUCGAAUAUAAAUCCCACGUCGCCCAUGUCCUUAAUAAGCUCGGUACCAAGUCCCGGGAGCACUUCAAAUAAUUCCCAGAGUCCGUACGGCACAAACGGCUUACCAGAGACACCGCCACCAGCUUAUUUGCCGCCAGAUGAUGGAUCACAAACUGUACAAUCUCCGCCACCUGAUCCCGCGGCCAUGGACACCACCGGUUAUAGUGACAAUAAACUUAAUCCAGAAAGGUUGAAACUACAUACGGGUGCAUUGUUGACCGCUGACAAGGAUGUCAAAGUGUCUGUCUUAAGUAUAUUUAUUGCAAGAUUAGGUAAAAUUUUGCACUAUUGA